Molecule: messenger RNA, 2314 nt
Organism: Daphnia pulicaria
Lineage: Eukaryota; Metazoa; Arthropoda; Branchiopoda; Diplostraca; Daphniidae
Product: E3 ubiquitin-protein ligase Rnf220-like
Exons: 10
Coding region: 95-2068 (657 amino acids)
Biological process (GO): protein ubiquitination
Molecular function (GO): ubiquitin protein ligase activity; metal ion binding
Source: RefSeq, a predicted model, not a curated record
UUGGCAACUGCGAGUCGAUGGCAACUGGCCGAGUGGGCGGAGCCGAAAAUCAGAGCUCGUCGCAUGUGCUGCCGGAUCAACACGAACGUCUAAGAUGGAAAAUAGCUCGGCUUACCACGGUCAUGGCCCGUCUCCGAUCCCGACUCAUCAGUCUCAUCCAGCGGCGGCUCUGGUGGCCUUUUCGCAGGCCAGUAGUCUGAGCGAGGCCCUCCGAUUGUCGCGACCCUUUCCCCAGGGUUCGGAUGGCAAGGAUUUAAACAAUCCGUUUUCGACUGUUUCGCUUGGCGGAUUGCGUCCGUCUGAGGUCGGAGCCGCCGCCGCUGCAGCCGCCGCCGCCGCAGCUGCCGCUCACCACCACGGAUUGACUUGGCCGUUUCUCAAUCUGCACAAUCCGUUUUUCCAUCACGUCCCGUCACUCGACCCGAGAUUGCCGUUUGGUUCCGGCGCCUUCCGGCCACUCACCCCCGGCGAGGAACUUCAAACUUUGAAAUCUUCGUCCUCUUCAUCGUCUUUUCAUCCGGGCGCCUUUGCCGCCGGAUUGACUUCUCCGCAUCACCAACAACAGCAACAACAACAACAACAAAAGGGUCACCACCACAACAACCACCAGGGCGGUGGUGGUGGUAAUGGUGGCGGUAAAAUUGAAAGUUUGCCGUUCAAUUUGAGCCGCUACAAUCCGUUCAGUUCGGCCAUGGAAUCAUCAAUGGCCGCCGCCGGACGGCUUGUCUUCAACUCGAAUGGCCAGCGCGUCAUUCAAGGCCAGCCGGAAUCGCCUUCCAACAAUAACAACAACGGAGCCGCCAAUGCUGCUGCCGCCGGAUCGGCCAUGUCGCCGUCGGCUGGAUGUGCGGAUUCGUCGUCUCAUCCAUCGUCGGCGGCCUCUUCAUCCAACAACAACAACGAUGGCCGCGACGCUGCCGGAACGCCCCUUUCGGAUGCGGCGACGGAACGAUCGACUCCGGACGACAUCCGCACCUCUCGACGCCGGAAGAAGUCUCCACUGGAUCCGUCGUGCUGUCCCGUUUGCGGCAUCACUCUGCGAUCUUCCGACUUGGAAGUUCAUUUUGUACAGGAACUGGAGCGACUGGAACGCGUUUCGCGCACUUUCCGCUCAUCUUCGCAUCAUCAUCACCAUCACCAUGGAUCGAGCGGCGGCAGCAGCAUCAGUCCGUCGGGCUCUUCCGGCGCCAUGUCGGCCCCCGCCGCCACAUCCCAAGUCCAAAAACGUGAACAAGAUACUCGUUGGGAGACUUUCCAUCGCAUUCGAAUUAAUCGAACGAAUCGAGUCAGAGCUAAAGCUCGAAAGCGUCGAGCCGACGAACGUGAAGACACUCCCGAAAACGGCCAUCACCAUCCGCAUCUCCACCACGGCGCAAUGGGCGGAGGCAAUGCCGGAAGUAGCUCUGGAAGUUCCAGCACUCCGUGCCCCAUUUGCGGCCAGCGCAUGUACGGAUCGGCCGAGGAAUUGAAUCAGCACGUUGUCCAGUGUCUCAGACGGAAUGGAGAAGACGCUGAUGAAGAUGAACCUUUGGAUGUCGAAGGUGACAGUUACGAAGAAUACGAAUGGGCUGGACAACGACGAAUCAGGGCCAGCACCAUGUUAGAAGGAGGUUUUGGAGGUGUCGGUAUGCAUAUUUGCAAAGCCGGUGAUGAAGAGACUGAAGACGUGGUGGUGGACGGUGACGACACGGCCGCAUUCGGCCAGCCGCAGUUCAACGAACACGACAUCCAGACAGCCGCAGCUGAUCACACCUCCCAAGAAGAAGGCAUAAUAAAAUGCGAGCGAGAUGCUCAGAUGUCGUCGGCUUACAAGGAAACGGAUUCCAAAGAUCACAUCAUCAACGCGUUGAAGAAUCGCGUUUGUGAUUUAGAAGAAAUGAACAAAGAAGCCAAGCAGAAAAAUCGCUGUCUCAUCUGUCUGGGCGAUUAUAGACAGCCUGUAGUAUCCACUUCGUGUUGGCACGUUCACUGUGAAGAGUGUUGGCUUCAGGCAUUGGGCAACAAGAAACUCUGCCCUCAAUGCAAUUUGAUUACCUCGCCGACUCACCUCAGACGGAUUUACAUGUGAAUUUCUUAAUGUGAUGGUGUCAAAACAAAUUAUUUUGGGUUCUCAUAAGUCACUGAAGAAUUUUUUUCAAAUUCAACAUUUAAACUCUUUAAUUAUGAUUUUUUUUGGCCAACAUUGUUUUUCCCCGAAACUUUUUCUUCCAUCAUUUUUCUCUCUCUCUCAACAUUGUUUCCUUUUUUUGAUUGGGUGUGCGUAUGUACGCGUGUUCUCUGUUGUUCAUGUGUAAAUAUAGUAGGCUUUCUCGCA